AUGUCUUCAGCUUUUCCUAACCAGCCCAGACCUGAUUCCAUCACGCUAUCAUCCCACAUUCACUCAGAAUCAAAGGUGCCAAGUCGAAACCAAGACUCUUUUGAUGUUCCCAAAGUCAACCAGUCAGGUGGGGUAGCGGUUAGUUUAUGGCCAUAUGAGAUGAUGGGGGGAAGCCUCAAGAUGCCGCACAACAGGAAAGUUCUGCGACGAAGCAGCAGCGUCACUGCAGAAUCGACAAGCCUCGAGACGUUUCUCGGGAAGAAGAAAGCCCCAGUCAGUGUGUUAUGUACAGACAUCGCUGAAGCAGGUGGCUCAACAAAAUCGGAAAAAAGAGGAGAACUUCCUCUGGGCAAAACGUUAUCAAAAAGUUAUUCCCAGAGCUCUGUGAAUGUCAGCAGCGUGGGCAGCAAGAGAUCUCCUGUCUUGAACGCCAUCCGGAAGGAGUCCAAGCAGUACAGAACGUUGCCCUUACGAAAGCUGGAUGCCAGCAAUUGGAAGUGCCGCGGCCCCUUUAGUUACUGUUUCCUAGCGAGAGGAAAUGCCGAAGAGGACGAGGAUGAAGAUGAACACAGAGGUGGCGCCCGGCUCUCGUUCCUCUAUCGUCCCGAGAUACAGUGCCAGGUAGCAGAACUGUCCCCUCGGCCUCCUUCCAUUGAAAGUGAGGAGAAUGGGAAGGAGGGCACAAAGACUGGCAGCGAUGCCGAAAGCAGCCCAAGCAGCAAGAGCACUCGCGGAGACCAGGAUGGUCAAACCAAUAGGAAUCUCAGCGACAUGUCCUUCGAUGCACGAAUAGCGAGACUCGGCAUAAUGAAGGAGAAGAAUUAUGCAGUGCCUGAUGGAUUUCUUGCAGCACAAAAAGAUGCCAAUGAGCUCCUCUGUUUGGUCCGAUCGUGUAUGGGGAAGAGGGAGGAUCAUUCAGAAGCAUAUGACCUUAAACUUUCUCAGUAUAAACAACUGUUAUCUGUAGAAUCGAGACAGUUGGGAAGUGCCUGCAGGAAAAUGGCCAUGGCUGAAAAAAGCCCAGAGGAAAUGCUUGUAGCUAUGACUUCCAGCUUUCAAGUACUCUGUUGCUUAACAGAAGCCUGCAUGCGUUUAGUUAAAAUCAUGAACUCUGAAACACAGCAGGAGGAAAUUGUAGCUAAAAUAGAUGAGGUUGUAAUAAACUACAUUUGUCUUCUAAAAGCUGCGGAAGCAGUGUCUGGUAAGACCUCCGGUAACUCUAGCAUUAAACUCUUGGCUCGUAAUUCGACCACCAUGGCCACUAUCGUAAGCACACUAACACGUUCUCUUAAAAUGCUUUUAAAUAAAUAA
Molecule: messenger RNA, 1311 nt
Organism: Podarcis lilfordi (Lilford's wall lizard)
Lineage: Eukaryota; Metazoa; Chordata; Lepidosauria; Squamata; Lacertidae
Source: the annotation of a GenBank genome assembly